Molecule: messenger RNA, 2715 nt
Organism: Salvelinus fontinalis (brook trout)
Lineage: Eukaryota; Metazoa; Chordata; Actinopteri; Salmoniformes; Salmonidae
Product: G-protein coupled receptor 151-like
Exons: 1
Coding region: 311-1660 (449 amino acids)
Biological process (GO): G protein-coupled receptor signaling pathway
Cellular component (GO): membrane
Molecular function (GO): G protein-coupled receptor activity
Source: RefSeq, a predicted model, not a curated record
AGUGUGACUGUCUGGGAGCAGAUCGGUUUUUGAUAAACAGAUUAGGCUACAAUCAGGAGUUGAGUUUUAGAUUGAGAUUGAUCCAUUCACCUGUUUGUUGACUAAUCUUUUAGAAUACUUUUCUUUCAAUACUUUUUUUCCUAGUCAGUCUUCUCAUUAGUUUAUUUUUUCAUCAGUUUACCUUACCAACAGUCUAGACUUCUUGUGUUAAGUUGGCUUUCAAUAAACUUUUUUAAAUAUUUCUUUACUCUAUAUAAAAAGAUAGGUCUAAGUAGUUCUCUCUUUUCUCUCACCACCUGUUUCUUCUGAGAUGGAUAAACUGCCAGGGGUGAACAUAACGGCUGCUAACAGCUCUACUGUGGACUGGCUUCAUCCUUCCUUCAUCGAGCAUGGUUCCUACCAGCACCUGUGUGUCCUCGUGCCUGUCAUCCUCGGGGUGAUCUGUGUCCUUGGGCUGGCCAGUACCCUCACUGCCAUGGGCAUACUGAUCUCAAACGCCCACCGUGGGAAACUAUCCCUUAUCAACGCUCUCAUCCUCAACCUGAUGUUUGCCGACGGCCUUGUACUGGCAUUCGCCCUCCCGUUCCGCGCUGCUGCCUUUUCCAAACCCAGUUGGACGCUUGGUUGGACGGUGUGCAAGACCUGUGAUUGGUUCCUGCAGAGCUGCAUGGCUGCGAAGAGUUUUACCGUAGCGGUGAUGGCUAAGGCUUGUUACCGUUACGUCUCUAACCCGACUAAACAGGUCAGCAUCAGUCUACGCUCCAUCCUAUUGGUGAUGUGGUUCCUCUGGCUGUCUGCCUGCUCCGCUCCCAUCCCUACCUGGCUGUUCUCCUCACUGCAGAGAGAGACCCGAGGGCUGGUGUGUGUGCAGGUGGUUCCCCCUGAGGCGCAGGACUUCAUGUCAGUCUACGUCAAGGCGUACCCCCUGAGUGUGUUCUGCGCCCCUUUGAGUUUUGCCCUGCUGUAUUUCUGGCGGGUGUAUGGGCAGUGCCAGCGGCGCUGUAGUAAGACCCAGAACCUCCGAACGCAGAUCAGAUCCAGGAAGCUCACUCUGAUGCUAUUCAGUCUGACGGUAGCCAUGACAACGAUGUGGCUGCCGCAGUGGGUGGUCUGGGUGUGGGAGCGGCACGCCGCGGAGCGAGAGGCACAGGGACCGGGAGAGGGAGGACCCUUUGUCGUCUUCUCUCCCCCUCUCCUCCUCUCCCUCUCCGCCCUGCUCCUCACUUUCUUUCUCUCCCUGGUGAACCCCCUCAUCGUCCUCUCUCUGUCAGAGGAGUUCAGAGAGGGUUACAGAGGUCUGUGGAGGCGCCUUACUCUUCGUAAACACACCCUGUCCAACCCCAAACCUGGCCCCCAUGCACCCACUGCCCCCCAGUCCCCCUGCCCACGACCGGAGACCUCGGGCCAGCCGAGGGGAGGAGACGGAGGCCUAGGCUCCGUCCCUUGCCAGGGGACGAGAGUUGAUCCCCAACCCCAGAUGGAGCAGGGCGGAGUGGGAGAGGCGGAGGAUGAGGCAGAGGGAGAGAGCCCUCGGGAUGGGAUCGUGCUGCUAGACGUGGAGCAGUUCUGGCAUGAGAGAGAGACAGGCUCCAUGACAGAGGAGAAUGAUCCCAUACCCUGGGAGCACCAGGAGGGAGCACCAGCCGAGGGGAGGAAGUGAAGGAAGUGAGGAGAAGAUAUACACACAGACAAACAGGACUGGUUCUAAGAGGCUACUCAAUACUCAGCUACAUCUGUCCUUGUCUUUGUGUAUCUGUCUAUCUUGUGUGGUUUUUGUGAACAGAUUGUGUUACCCACCACAACCAGUGAUUUUUAAGUAAAAGGUUGUUUGAGAGUAUUUGGAUACUGCCUCAACGAUACCUGAUACACUCUUUAGCAUGGAGACCAGCCAGUAAGCCUCCCCUCUCUCUUCCUCUCAGUUAGCGCCACAGCGUUCAAACAACCUUCAAACCACACACACACUGACAGACUAUAUCAGCAGCUGUAACGGACUGACAUUUGACUAUACCUCACUGGACUGAAGAUCAGUCAACAGAGGAAUCAGCACAGGAGACAACACAGGAGACAACACAGGAGACAACACAGGAGACAAUACAGGAGACAGCACAGGAGACAACACAGGAGACAAUACAGGAGACAACACAGGAGACAACACAGGAGACAACACAGGAGACAACACAGGAGACAAUACAGGAGACAACACAGGAAUCAACACAGGAGUCAAUGGUUGGUAUUCAUUCAACUGUGUCUAUGAUAUUGUUUAAUGGGAAUUACAUUGGUUUGUCAACUGUUUGAUUGGUUAAUGUUAUGGUGAAUAUACAUGAAGUGUUAUAUUUCACUGUAGAUGUGUGUGUAUAUAUAUAUAUAUAUAUAUAUAUAUAUAUAUAUAUAUAUAUAUAUAUAUAUAUAUACACACAGAGUAUAUAUAAUGGAGGUAUUCUACUUAUCCUUGAAGUAAUGACCAACAGUAAUGUCUGUUGUAAAUACCAACAAGAGUUACAAAAUAUAAACUGUACAUAAGUUUGAAAUGAUUUGAUACAACAAGACAGAAUGAAUAGCCUUUAGAAAUCAGUAAGAGCAUUUCUGUACGCUACUGAACAGCAUUUGAUGUUACUGUUUCAUGUAUCCGUGUUUGAUUCUCCUAUUUGAAGUGGUUUUGUAAUGAUAUGUGCUUGUAAAAAAGGUUGUUUAUAAUAAAGUGAUAUAUAAUAUUGA